UUUCUCUGCAAACAUCGUCCAACGUUCUAUGUCCCUUGUUAACGAAGACUAAACCAUCACAAGUCAAAAAUCAUGGAAUCAAGUCCUUCCACAAUGCUUAACACAUGGGGACCGGACAGACAAGAUGUGUUCUCCUCUGAUGGCUGCUCUAAUACAGAAAGCAAGGCUGAGAUAGGGCUCCCGUACAAAGAGCACCAGGCUUGUGAUCGUCAGUCUACAAUUUGUGAUCGCAAGUCUCCUUCAUCCAAGCAUUCUUUGUCCUCUCCUGUGGCAGACAACGAGGUGGGAACGGUGGUUCUGUUCGGGGUCCCCAUUGUCUGCCUGUAUGUCGAGAACAGGGAGCGGCUUUGUCUGGCGCAGAUCUCCAACACACUGCUCAGAAACUUCAGUUAUAACGAGAUCCACAACCGCCGAGUGGCGCUGGGAAUCACGUGCCUUCAAUGCACGCCUGUCCAGCUCGAGAUAUUGCGACGAACGGGCGCCAUGCCGGUAUCGUCAAGACGCUGUGGACUGAUCACCAAGCGAGAGGCAGAGAGGCUGGUCAAGUCCUUCCUAGAAGAAAUCCCUCCGCCGAAACUCCCAGAAAACUUUUCUUUUAAGGUACAUCAUUCGUGUGGAUGGGGUUGCCAGGGCUUGUUUCUACCCUCCAGAUACAAUAGUUCGCGGGCUAAAUGUAUCAAGUGCACCUUCUGUAAUUCGUUCUUUUCGCCCAACAAGUUCAUCUUCCACUACCACAAGACGUCAUCAUCCAGCUUCCGUCACCCUGACGCAGCAAACUUCAACUCAUGGCGACGUCAUCUUCACCUGAACGAGCCCUCGCCCUCAGAUUCCCUUCAGCACGCGUGGGAAGACGUCAAGUCCAUGUUUAACGGAGGAUGCCGGAAGCGCUCCUCUCAACCGAGCAUGGGUCCUGCAUCUUCACCGACCACUGCGCCACUUCCUGUUGGGCCGUUAACCCAGAGUCCAUUCGACCAUCCACAGACAAUGCCAACAGGGGUGAACCAGUUUAAUAGCUACAUUGGACCCACCGUCAUAGAACCGGAGCAGACAGACAGACAAAUCGCCCAUCCGUCGUUCCAGUCCAAUUUUCCCGGCAACAUGAUUGGUUCUUACGGGGACAUCCUGCGCUCCCUCAGCAUGCAUUACACCCCCUGGUGGAAGUCGAUGUACCUGACCGGGCAGCCCUACCCACACUGUAACUCUGUCCCCCUCCCCAUCAACAUGCCGUGCAUCAACUACCCUUCCAUGAUCCUCUCCUCCAGCGAUUCCAACAGGUCUUCCACGAGGGAGGGGGACCUCAAAUUUGAAACUUCCGGUCACAUGAGGAGCGUUCGGGGUGAGAACAAAAAACAAAUCAAGCAGCCGUCGGCAGACCCUCCAUCAAGUACAUUGACCAGGGACGUGAACCAGUUUAUUGAAGCAGAGGCGACUAGUCCGACUAAAUCCAAAGGGGAGGACGACAGACCUUUUAACUACAAACCUUACAUUCCUUUCGAAAGAAAAGUUAAAGAGGAGCAAGACAAACCAGGAAAGAAUCUGGAUACAAACAAGUCAAUCACUGUUUCGGAGGACGCAAAAGAGCUCUACUCCAGCGACUCCAUGGAUAUAUCAGCCUACUCCAUCGACCAGCUCAGAGAACUACUGCUAAAGUCCAGGACGGACAAGUGCGGAGCAUCAGACUGAGGGAACCCCCGUCAUCCCCGGACUUCUCCAGUGGUGACUGCUGGUAGCGGGAAAUCCGUUAGCUUUAUUUGUGUUUUCCAAUUUUCUACCUUUACACUUCUAGAAGUCUCCUCGGACAGAUUAAGCGGAAUAACAUUACUCCAGAAAUGUUCAUUUCCCCGUAAAAAUAUUAAUUUGUUACUAUGUGCCGCAAGGCCUGUCAUAGGGGAAUUGUUCCCAUUUAUGAAAUAAAUAACAUAAUUGAUUUCUGUAGAAAAUUGGAUAAUGUACAAUGUCUUUCCCAGAUACCCUUUUAACGCGUUUUAAUAAUUAAUUGUAUUACAACAUUGACAAAUGAUUAUGCCGUGCGCUCCUCGACUAUGCUGACUGCACGAUGAGAGUUAAUAUUUGUUAAAUUGUCUAAUGGUUUUAGUGUUUAUUAAAUAGAUUUCUCAUUGAGAUCA
Magallana angulata is the source of this 2126-nucleotide messenger RNA. RefSeq names its product SKI family transcriptional corepressor 1 homolog-B-like. Bases 73 to 1683 code for a protein of 536 amino acids. Lineage: Eukaryota; Metazoa; Mollusca; Bivalvia; Ostreida; Ostreidae. Gene Ontology annotation, molecular function: RNA polymerase II cis-regulatory region sequence-specific DNA binding; DNA-binding transcription factor activity, RNA polymerase II-specific; SMAD binding. The transcript has 5 exons. The record is from RefSeq and is a predicted model, not a curated record. Gene Ontology annotation, cellular component: transcription regulator complex; nucleus. Gene Ontology annotation, biological process: negative regulation of transcription by RNA polymerase II; negative regulation of BMP signaling pathway.